UGUCAUGGAUAACCAGAAAACGCCCAAGACAUAAGAUUACUUCCUCGAUCAGCGAAUAUCGAACAUAUCAUCGAUAUCGCGACGUCAGCAGCAUAAAAAGAAUAACCAGCAUAACACUAUCCAUUACGGACAUGGCAGAAGCCGCCCCGAUACCAGAAUACAGAUGCUUGAUUUGUACGACACCUUACAAAGAUCCGAGGCAGCUACCUUGUGGUCAUACCUUCUGCUGCCGAUGUCUGACGUCAUACGUCGAAGCGGAACACGUCACAGCAGACGAGGAUCGGCACUACUUCCCGUGUCCGGUCUGCGAUGCACCGAGUGCUCCUCGUGACGUCAGUACGGAUGUAAGUACAUGGGCGGAAUGUUUCCCAAUAAAUAAUUUGUACCUUAACCCUAUAACAGCAGAGACGUCUGAUGUUCAUCUCUGUGCACCAUGUCAACGAGGCAAAGAAUCCAAUCCAGCCGAGGUCUGGUGUACCGACUGUGGUGAAAAACUCUGUAAACAAUGCAGAAUAUAUCAUGAGCGGAGCAAGGCAUCAUCAAGCCAUCGGCUUGUCUCCGUUUCCACUAUUGUCGGUGGAAUCUGCGAUGUUAUGGUCAACGAAAUCUGCCCCAGCCACGAUGGAAAGCAGUUGGAUGUCUAUUGUGUAGACCACAGUGUCAUGUGUUGUGGUGUCUGUGUGUCGGUGUCACACAGGCACUGUAACAAUGUUAAACCAAUAGAGGAUGUGGUCAGGAAGACUAAGACCGGACAACACACCAGGGAGACAGAAUUGAAGGAGUUGAGCGAGGAAACUAAGAAGAUGUUAGACGAUGACGAUUUGGGGAUGACCCUGCUUACCUCCACAGAAAAGGAAGUGUCGGCGGAAAUGACGAACAGGAUACAGCAAGCUAAAGAUAAGCUUGAUAACCUCAACGUAACAUACCAGUUAGACCUCGCGGAUAAGUGCAAAGCACUCAGGAAAAAGAUAUCUGCUCGACGGAUGUGUGUCAACACAUUCAACACCAAUGCGGAAAAUUCACAUCUAUUGAUGUCCCAUUUAGAUCAACAGAUAUCAGAACGUCACAAGUUUUUCAUAAGAGAACAAACAAAAAAUCAAAUACCAGGACAUUACCGUCGUAUGGAUCAAAACACAAAGAAACAACCGAAUAGAUUUGACAUCACACUCAAGUUAGGAACAAUAAUUGACGAAAUCAUGAAAAUGACAACUUUGGGAAAUGUUGACGUGACCUCGGCAAUAACAGCUGUAACUCAAAACGCGAAUGUAUGUAUAGGCACAAUGAUUGAGACCUUGCUUUCGACACCUUCAGCUUCAACAUUAGCGGACUCGACUUCGACCUCCGACCUCACGGGUUCAUUGCAGUAUUUGACCGUCCAGCCAACUCCAGUAAAGGCAGCGGUUGAUGUAUGGACCGGCUCAGUCUCUUGUGUAAAGACGGUAGACAGUAGUACACUAGGAGUGUCACCUACACCUUCGUUGGCGGGAGGUAUGUUUACUGACAACAAUGAAUUACUUCUGACAGAUAGCAGGAACAGCAGAAUCUUACUGUUUGAUGACACGUAUUCUAACGUGGCAGAAUUAAACAUUGAUGGGUAUCCAACAGAUAUAGUACAUGGACGUGCCGAUGAUGAAGUGUUUGUGGCUGUAAACAAAGAUGAAAUACUGAAGUGUAAACUAAGGAAUGGUCAGCUAACCUUGAUCAACAAGAUCAGCUGUUCACGUGGAACAGUAGGUAUAGCAUUUCUCGGGAACAACAUCCUGGUCGAUACAUUGGAAAGUGUGAAGGUUAUGACAGUAGAUGGGAAGGUCACCAAGACAAUAAAGAAAGGUGGAAAUCACGCAUUUCUCGCCACAUCUCUUUCGAGUGCCACUGUCUAUCACAAAGAUAACCAUGACGUGGUGUGUAGACGACUGGACAGUGACGUAGAAGUCUACAGGUACAGAGAUCCCCGUCUUAAUGAUCCUAGAGGUUUUGGACUUGACCGGGAUGACAAUUUAUAUGUAUGUGGACAUCAAUCUGGAAAUGUUCACCUUGUUUCACCUGACGGGUUACGUAGGAGGAUACUGGUAUCCAAUCUAUCUAGUAUCUCCUAUCCUUGGUGUGUAGUAGUUCAUCCAACCAGACAGGAGUUUGUUGUCACUUCUGUUAGUGAGUCUACGUUACUCGAAGUGUACAGAUUUAAGAGCAAAUAAGUACAAAAGUAAUUCAAUGAGAAAUUUAGAUAUGAUAUCAGACAAAUAUUUAAGAACAAAUCAGGAAUCCAUAGUCACUCCACGUAUCUACGUCUCUAUAGGUAAACAGAAUUACUGUAAAGGAACCAUUGCAGUGAGACAAAAUCAUUCAAACGUUUGGAAAAUAUUUUAGAGCAAAGUAAAUCCAUGCAGGACCUCGCACACGUAGAGAUGUCAAAACAGUUCCGAUUUCAUAUGAUCUCGUGUGGAGUUUGAAAAGGUUAAAUAUUUAAUGUGUCCUAUGAUUAUCAAACACAUGCAUGAAGAAAACCACAUUUUGUGAACCAUAAACAAAUCAAAGGAUGAUACCGUCAAAUCUGCCUUUGGAAGGGAUUUCUGACGUCAUGGUAUAUUUCUUGUGACGUCAUGAUGGAAGGCAAUUCACAUGCAACGCUACAUUUCAGCGAGUACGAAGCUAAAUAUCUGUUGUUGUUUUUUUGUCGCCACUAUUGGAGUAUAUCCUAGCACAGGACCAAUAAUACAGAAAUGAGAAAAAAUAUCGGUAAAACUAUUGCAGUAGAGGUGGUUACGUUGUGAAAGAUUAGGUCAACUCCUCUGGGUUUUAUUCACAGUCAGUUUAUUAAAUGAAUGUCAUAUUUAACAUUUACAAAUGCAAGGAAAAUAACUUUUACACGAUUACAUAACUUUACCCUUACUAAUCUAGCAUAAACGAUAAGGCGAUACGAAUCACAAUUACAACUUUUACGAAAUACAAUCAAACUCAAGAUUUGACUUUGGAGUCCAUAUAUAUGACCGUGGACGAGUCAAGGGUCAUGGCUGUGGAGUGAAGAUGUUGAGUAGCGUCCUCUGUGUAAUUUUGUCGAUAAUACAUCAAAAACUGUCCGGAAAUGCCUAAAAACCUGCAUACGCGUCCAUAUUUGUAUAUAAUGACACAACCUUAAAUGUCAAACAUUUGAAAAAAGGAGCUGAAAGUGACCUUUGUAGUCGAUGUAUUUUCCACCUGCUAUGUAAACACCCCACCCGAUACGCAGGUGUACACGUGGAAAUAGACAUACAGGUACAGGUGCGCGUGCAGCGUGCAUCUAUACUGUCCGAACACUGAGUACAUAUUGUACAUUCUCAAACUUAUGUAUUGACAAUUAUUGACAGUUUGUGUCCAGAUGUUUGGCAUCAAACUAUUGAUAUGGAACAGUCCGUUACUGACAUGUAUACAAUUACGGGUUUCAGUGAUAUUGCCACGUGCUUUGCUAAAUUACACGUGCAGAUAACUGCCAUUAGCAUAGAUGUGCAUGUCCUGAAGGAUACAGUAUCCAAGCUAGAACAGUUUGCCAAUAACACAAAUGAGCGCAUUAGCGAAUUACUUGAGUCAACUCUACCAAAUCUUGAAAAUAAUACAGACAAGGUAACCGAGGAGGAGCAAGAACGGCUGGUUAUGUGGUCCCGAAGUGGAAUUUGGUGAUUCGGGGAAUUGACGGUGCUCUACGGGAGAAACCCAGAGUCACCCAAGUACGGGACUUUUUUAUUCAAAAGUUAAAAAUGUCGGAGAAAAAAGCAACGUGCAUGCUUUUUACUGCAGUGAACCGCCUCCAGGUGGCAGUGAGGGUAAAAACAACGACUUAGUAGUCUCCUGGACAAGGAUGAGGUAGUGGAGGCAGCUUACACCCUCACUUCCGGUUCCGGGUAUAGUGUGGUGCCGGACUUGCCACCAUCGGCGAGCAAACGUCGAGGCGAACUACUGAAGGCUCGGAGGGACAUGUAGCCAUCAGAACGCUCAAAAUACAAACUUGUUCACAAAAAAGAUUAUCCAUUUGUUGAACUUGUAGCAAAAAAUGAUCUACGUCAGUAACAAAAAAUAUGUUGUGGAUUUUGUGAAUGUUAUUUUUUGUGUGUGUUUUGACCGAGACGAAGUGCGGUAAUUAAAAGGAAACAACAACAUGUUUUUUCUUAGUAAAACACAGAGUCGAGUGGAAAUCGAUGAAGUUUUUUAAUUUGUAAUUGUAGAAACAGUGAUCUUGUUAAAACUGUUAAUAAUUUUUUGUGGGUCUGAAAAUUAUGAUUAUUGUUGCUUUUUGUAUAACAAAACACCAUAACUUUUAUUUUUCGAUGCAUGCAUAUGAAAAUGUUUGUCAAGAGUUGUCGUCCUUUGCACGUUGAGCGAGUGGAAAGGGCGGCAGCUCGGGUUGGGGAUCGGUAGUAUUGAUAACUAUAAGUAAACCGCAAUCGUUCUUGAAAUGGUGCAGAAUUGGAAGCGGAAAGUGCGGUUUUAGUUUGUGUGUUUUAUGUUUUAAUACCUAAAUCAUACCUGUAUAUUUACAAUAUAUAUAUACAUAUACUUUUUGAAUGAAAUAUGUAUAUAUUCAGUUUAAAUGCAGGUCAUCAACGAUAUCAAGGAAUGUCGUAUGGUUUGUAUGUGUUCAGAGUUGUCGUUCUGAUUAAUGAAUUGUAUUGAUAAAUGUAUAUGUUAAUUGUAUUAAUUGUAUAUC
This is a messenger RNA of Mizuhopecten yessoensis (Yesso scallop), 4678 nucleotides long. RefSeq lists its product as uncharacterized. The transcript is spliced from 2 exons. Gene Ontology annotation, molecular function: zinc ion binding. The coding region runs from base 132 to 2195 and encodes 687 amino acids. The record is from RefSeq and is a predicted model, not a curated record. Lineage: Eukaryota; Metazoa; Mollusca; Bivalvia; Pectinida; Pectinidae.